Molecule: messenger RNA, 2504 nt
Organism: Engraulis encrasicolus (European anchovy)
Lineage: Eukaryota; Metazoa; Chordata; Actinopteri; Clupeiformes; Engraulidae
Gene: snap91b
Product: synaptosome associated protein 91b
Exons: 24
Coding region: 88-2058 (656 amino acids)
Biological process (GO): synaptic vesicle budding from presynaptic endocytic zone membrane; clathrin-dependent endocytosis; clathrin coat assembly
Cellular component (GO): synaptic vesicle; clathrin-coated vesicle; extrinsic component of presynaptic endocytic zone membrane
Molecular function (GO): SNARE binding; 1-phosphatidylinositol binding; phosphatidylinositol-4,5-bisphosphate binding
Source: RefSeq, a predicted model, not a curated record
CCCGGCGGCUUGACUGAACGGUAUAACGAGAGACGACACGCAAAGACAGAGUCGUGCAACCUUGCGUGGUUGACACAACGGGGGAAAAUGUCGGGGCAGACUCUGACGGAUCGCAUUGCCGCUGCGCAAUACCAGCUCACGGGCUCCGAAGUGGCGACUCGUGUCUGCAAAGCUACCACACACGAGGUGACGGCGCCCAAGAAGAAGCAUUUGGAUUAUCUGAUAUCAGCCACCAAUGAGACGAACGUCAACAUCCCUCAGAUGGCCGACACGCUGUUUGAGCGGGCCACCAACGCCAGCUGGGUGGUCGUCUUCAAGGCCUUGGUCACCACGCACCACAUGACCAUACAUGGCAAUGAGAGGUUUAUCCAGUAUCUUGCCUCCAGGACUUCUCUGUUCAACCUCAGCAACUUCAUCGACAAGACUGGCACCAGUGGUUAUGACAUGUCCACGUUUAUCAGGCGGUACGCCCGCUACCUGAACGAGAAGGCCUACGCAUAUCGCCAGAUGGCCUUCGACUUCACCAGAGUCAAGAAGGGCGCUGAGGGUGUGAUGAGGACCAUGACUCCUGAUAAGCUGCUGAAGGCCAUGCCAGCGCUGCAGACCCAGGUGGACACUCUGCUGGAGUUUGACGUCCACCCCAAAGAUCUGAACAAUGGAAUAAUCAAUAUGUGCUUCAUGCUGCUGUUCAAAGACCUGAUCAAGCUGUUCGCCUCCUACAACGACGGCAUCAUCAAUCUAUUAGAAAAAUAUUUCAAGAUGAAGAAGUCCGACUGCAGUGACGCGCUGGAGAUCUACAAGAGGUUCCUGACCCGCGUGACCAAGAUCUCUGAGUUCAUGAAGAUCGCGGAGCAAGUUGGAGUUGACAAGAAUGACAUUCCUGACAUAUCUUAUGCUCCCAGCAGCAUCCUUGAGUCUCUGGAGACACAUAUGAACAGUUUGGAAGGGGAGAAAGGAAAGAAAGGGUCUCCAACAAAGGGCUCUCCGACCAAUAACGCGUCUCCGACGUCCACCCCGGCCAAAUCUGCCACCGCCGUGCCCACGCUGGGGCCCCCCCCUGCAGAGAAGGCCGCAGCCGCCGCCGCUGCUGCCCCCGCACCAGAAGAACCCGCCACAGACUCUCUGCUGGAUCUGGAUCCUCUGGCGUCCACUGGACCCUCCACAGGAGCCUCCUCCGCACCCACCAACUGGGGAGAUCUGCUUGGAUCAGAGAUGGGUUCCCUCUGCACCACCGACGCACUACAGCCCGACUCCUCCUCCCAGCCGGUAGACUCCGCCCCUUCCCCGGCCUCAGCCAAUGCCAGUGCAGGUACGGAGGCUGAGGCGGCCGCCGGCAGUUUGGCUCCUCCUUCUGCUGGGGCCGCCAGCCAAUCGAAUCUCCUGGGAGAUGCGUUUGCCACUCCGGCAGCCGACGCCCCUGCCACAGCCGAGGGCGGGGCCUCAUCUGCCACGCCCGCUCCUGCCGCCGACGCCGCUGCCACUGCCUCUGCCCCAGCAGCGGCAGCAGGAAGUGGAGAUGCCCAGCCGGCCGCAGGAGCAGCAGCAGCAGCGCCCCCUAGUGCAGGGGCUGACCUCAUGUCGGCUUUUGAUGGCCUGGGUGAUGUCUUGAUGCCGGCAUUAGCCCCCCAGGCGGGCGCCUCCCCCAUGGCCGCCUCUCCCGUCAAGCCUGACCUGGAUGCUACCAUGGCUAACCUGGCCAGCAAUCUGAACAUGGGGAACCAGAAACCGGCGGACGGUGCUGCAGGCGGAGCCAACUGGUCAUCUCCUCAGGUAGCUCCUCCCCAGUGGGGCGGUCCCAUGGCAGGCUCCCUAGGGGGCUCUCCUUAUAUGGGCGCUCAGCCUUCAUUUGGCAUGCCUGGUGCGGCGGGUGCGGGUGCUCCCAUGAUGCCCGGCUCCCCCAUGAUGUUCCCCCAGCAGCCCAUGAUGAGGCCGCAGUUCCCUGCUGCCGGAGGAGCCGCGCCCGGAGGCCCGAUGAACCCUGCUAUGGCUAUGAGUCCCCGGAAGCCCCCACCCCCCAAAGACCCCCUGGCCGACCUGAACAUUAAGGACUUCCUAUAGACCUCCUGUAGAACCGCUCAGUAACCCUGAUUGGAGCCCUGUUUAUAUGGAUGUGUGUUGUUUUUCUCUCUCUUUCUCUGUGGUCAAUUACCCCCCACCCCACCUAAACGCCCCACCCCUGUCUAAUGUUGUAGCACAAACAGUGAAUGUGAACCUGUACAUGUGUGAUUGUGUGUGUGUAUUUUAAAUGUCAUCCUUUACUUCAGUCAGUGAAGAUUAAAUGCAAAAUGAAAAUAAAUGAAACUAAAAACAGAAAAGAAAAGAAAAGAAAACCAUAUUUAGCUAUGGUGCCGUCGUUACUUGGGCAGACCUGGCCCUGACAGAACGAAUAGCCUACAUAUUUUCUGUAUGCUUCCUUGUAAUGCUGGGGUUGGAAAUGUGGGGCGGUUUUCUGUGAUCGAACGAGUAAACACAUACACAAAUAAACAUGUACACAAGUAAGCAAA